UCUAUCUAUCUAUCUAUCCAUCUCUUCUGAUAAUACAGCAGAAGAAAAAAUAAUACUGUUAGGUUCAGUCUCUUUUCGCCCAAUUUUGACUUCCAAUUACAUUUUUUUUCAUUGUUUGGGGCUGAGAGUUAACUCCUCCUGAUCAGUCCCUUUUCCUCACCACCCCCACCCCCUUUCCCCCGCUUUGUCAAGAACCGUAAAUAUUAUAUAUCUAUUAUUUUUCCCUCCGUUCAGAAAAAAGCUGAACUCUCUAUUUUGUUCCCAUUCAUAAUAUUUGCAGAACAAUUCUCCCAACCCUACUAAAUUUUUUUAAGUUUCCCAAUGCCAAAGCUACCCACUACCAGUCUGGUCUCUUUCCUUCUGAACUCGUCUCAGUAAGUCUAUCUUUUUUCUUAAGCAAUAGUUUUCUACCUUUUUCUGAAUUAAUUUCCCUUCUCUUUUCUCUCCCAAUGAUGCAAUUUACUGAUACACCACCACCAACCUUUCACCAAAUUAUCACCACACCCUAUUCCAAUAACCUCCCAAUAAUGAUGAACAAAAACCAAACCUACCGCACGCGCCUGUGGCCUGGCUUUCCGACCUCUAAGUCCCUAGGAACAAACUUUGGCGACGCCAACUGCAUGGAGCAGCUGCUCGUCCACUGCGCUAAAGCCAUCGAAACCAACGACGCCACCCUAGCCCAGCAGAUCCUCUGGGUCCUCAACAACAUCGCCCCCCAAGACGGCGACUCCAACCAGCGCCUCACCUGCGCGUUUCUCCGAGCCCUCAUUGCCCGCGCAGCCCGAAUCGGAAGCUGUAAGGUCCUCGCCGCCAUGGCCAACUCCCAAGCCAACUUCACCAUCCACACUCACAAGUUCUCCGUCGUUGAGCUCGCCUCCUUCAUCGACCUGACACCGUGGCACAGGUUCGGAUUCACCGCCGCAAAUGCAGCCAUUCUAGAAGCUGUUGAAGGGUAUUCUGUAGUUCACAUUGUUGACCUGAGCUUGACGCACUGCAUGCAAAUCCCAACUCUGGUCGACGCCAUUGCCAGCCGUCAGGACGGUAAUGUGAGUCCUCCAUUGCUGAAGCUCACUGUGGCGGGUACCAUGGAGGACGUCCCUCCAAUGCUGGACCUGUCAUACGAGGAACUGGGUUCCAAGUUGGUUAAUUUUGCAAGGUCAAGAAACAUCAUUUUAGAGUUUAGGGUCAUCCCGUCAAGUUACACUGAUGGGUUUGCCAACCUAAUCCAACAACUCCGCGUACAAAAUUUAGUAUAUGCGGAGAGUGGUGAGGCGCUUGUAGUGAAUUGCCACAUGAUGCUUCACUACAUUUCUGAAGAGGCAUUGACACUUCCAGCAAUCAAUCCGAAUCCAAUCAGUAGUGGUUCGACUAGCUCUUACGCUUUUGAUGUAGCUUCGUCCUCUUUGAGUUCGUCGCUAAGGACAAUGUUUCUGAAAGAGCUUCGGGGUUUGGACCCGACGAUUGUGGUUUUGGUGGACGAAGAUGUGGAUUUGACAUCGAAUAAUCCAGUGUGUAGAUUGAGGUCGGCCUUCAAUUACCUGUGGAUACCUUAUGACACCUUGGACACAUUUUUGCCGCGGGGAAGCAAGCAGAGGCAGUGGUACGAGGCGGAUGUGUGUUGGAAGAUUGAGAACGUGAUAGCGUACGAUGGCUUUCAGAGGGUGGAGAGGCUGGAGCAGAAAUGCAGGUGGGUGCAGCGAAUGCGAAAUGCCAACUUUCGAAGCGUUUCAUUUGGGGAAGAUGCGGUUUCGGAAGUGAAGGCCAUGCUUGAUGAACAUGCAGCUGGUUGGGGAUUGAAGAGAGAAGAAGAAGAUGUUGUGCUUACAUGGAAAGGACACAAUGUUGUGUUUGCCACAGCCUGGAUGCCUGCUUAAAGUUGAAAUUUCUCAAGAAAAUGAUCUGACAAUAAGUUAAUUAAUAUAGAAUCUCCUUUUUUUUUCUUUUUUUUUUCUUCUUUCUUAAUCUGUUAUUUGGUAGUAGCUAUCUGAUAAAUUAGUUAAUGAUCACAUUUUACUAAUUUUUACUAGUAGGUGUGAGCUUAAAUUUUAAUUAAUGUGAGGUUUGUGUCA
Molecule: messenger RNA, 2069 nt
Organism: Malus domestica (apple)
Lineage: Eukaryota; Viridiplantae; Streptophyta; Magnoliopsida; Rosales; Rosaceae
Product: scarecrow-like protein 32
Biological process (GO): regulation of DNA-templated transcription
Cellular component (GO): nucleus
Molecular function (GO): sequence-specific DNA binding; DNA-binding transcription factor activity
Source: RefSeq, a predicted model, not a curated record